This is a messenger RNA of Candoia aspera, 4747 nucleotides long. RefSeq names its product DEAH-box helicase 37 (gene DHX37). Gene Ontology annotation, cellular component: nucleolus; intracellular anatomical structure. Gene Ontology annotation, biological process: maturation of SSU-rRNA from tricistronic rRNA transcript (SSU-rRNA, 5.8S rRNA, LSU-rRNA). Gene Ontology annotation, molecular function: ATP binding; helicase activity; RNA binding. The coding region runs from base 49 to 3510 and encodes 1153 amino acids. The transcript is spliced from 27 exons. Lineage: Eukaryota; Metazoa; Chordata; Lepidosauria; Squamata; Candoiidae. The record is from RefSeq and is a predicted model, not a curated record.
UGGUUGCUUCGGAGCUCCACGUGGGCGGCUCUGUUGAUCCGCGUCCCGAUGGGGAAAGCGCGGAAGGGGCGCAAUUGGCGGGCGCGGCUGCCGGGGUCGCCCGGGCGGGGGGCCCACGCUCCCCAGGAGCCUGUGCAGCUGGAACUGGGAGAUGAAACCAUCUUAAAAGGAGUGGACGAGAGCAACGCCCUCGUCCUUCCAUCUCGAAAACCCCGGGAGAAACCCGCCGCUUGCGAUAAAACUCCAAGGCCGAAGCCCCUGAGUAAGAAGCGGAAGAAAAUUUUGCAGAAGGUUUUGGAGCAGAAAGCCAAGAAAGAGAAGCGAGCUGAACUGCUGAAAAAGCUGAGCGAUGUCCAGGUGUCUGAGGCCGAAAUGAAACUCCUGUAUACCACUUCCAAGCUAGGGACAGGAAAGCGGAUGUUCCAGGCUAAAAGGUCGGUCCAAGAAGCAAGUGCCAGCUGGGGGAAGAAAAUCAAAAGCGUUGGCGGGGCAAAGAGGAAAAGAAGCAGGCUUGGAUCGGAGGAGGAGGGGGAAGAAGAAGAGGAACAGAUGGAGAAGGAAGAGGAGAGUGGGGAUUCGGGGGAGGAAGAACAGGUUGCAAAGGGACGCCCAGAAGCCUCUGCCAGCACAGAGACAGAAUCCAGAAAGACAGAAUCCUCCAAAUCGCCACUCGGCUUGCCAGAAAAACUUGAUAGACCUUCUGUGCCGAGGGAUGCUGCCUCUAAGCCCGUGUCAGAACCUGCAGUUUUCGUUCCGGUGGAUCGCUCCUCUGAGAUUCAGGAAGCCAGGUUGAAGCUCCCAAUCCUUGCAGAAGAGCAGGUCGUAAUGGAAGCCGUGCGGGAGAAUCCCAUUAUUAUCGUAUGCGGAGAAACAGGUUGUGGCAAAACCACGCAAGUGCCUCAGUUCCUCUACGAAGCAGGCUAUGCGAGCUCCAGCGGCAUCAUCGGGAUUACGGAACCUCGGCGUGUAGCAGCGAUAACUAUGUCUCAGCGUGUUGCAGCGGAAAUGAAUUUGCCACCCAGCGUGGUUUCCUACCAAAUCCGGUACGAAGGGAACGUGACGAAUGACACGAAAAUCAAGUUCAUGACCGACGGUGUGCUGUUGAAAGAAAUCCAGAAGGAUUUCCUGCUGUCCAAGUAUCACGUCAUUAUUCUUGACGAAGCCCACGAAAGGAGCGUGUAUACCGACAUCUUAAUCGGUCUGUUAUCUCGCAUUGUGCCUCUUCGAGCCAAGAAAGGGCAGCCGCUGAAAUUGAUCAUCAUGUCCGCUACUCUGCGAGUGGAAGAUUUCACUGCUAACCAGAAGCUGUUCCCUGUUUCUCCUCCAGUUAUCCAGGUGGACGCAAGGCAGUUUCCUGUGGCCGUUCAUUUUAACAAGAGGACUCCGCUGGAUGAUUACAGCGGGGAAUGUUUUCGGAAGGUCUGCAAAAUUCACCGAAUGCUCCCUACAGGGGGGAUUUUGGUAUUCCUAACUGGGCAGGCCGAAGUCCACUCGCUGUGUAGGAGGCUAAGGAAGGCCUUUCCCUUUUGCAGAAAUGCCACCCCAGGGCCUGAAGACGAGGACGAUUCUCUGGAAGCCCUCCGAAGAUUUAAGAAAUCCAGGCAGAAAAAGAAGCACGCACUUCAGACCCUACCCAAAAUUGAUCUGGAUAAUUAUUCUAUUCUGCCGGUUGAUGAAGGAGAUGAAGAUCGAGAGGCGGCAGGGGAUGAUGAUGAAGAAGCGACCUUGGCUGAUUCGGAUCUUGACCUUGAUCUGGGAGAAGAUUGCUUGCAAGAAGAUGAGAAACCGGAUUCUUCCCACCCUCUUUAUGUUCUUCCCCUCUACUCCUUGCUGGCUCCUGAGAAGCAAGCCAAGGUGUUCCGGCCCCCUCCUCCUGGGACAAGGCUGUGUGUCGUGGCAACAAACGUGGCAGAGACUUCUCUGACCAUCCCGGGCAUCAAAUACGUGGUUGACUGCGGGAAGGUCAAGAAACGCUUCUACGACAAGGUCACCGGCGUCUCAUCAUUCAAGGUCAUGUGGACCUCCCAGGCCUCUGCCAACCAGCGGGCGGGCCGAGCUGGCCGAACGGAGCCAGGCCACUGUUACAGGCUUUAUUCUUCGGCUGUGUUCAGUGAUUUUGAACAGUUCUCUGCUCCUGAGAUCACCAGGCGGCCUGUGGAUGAUUUAAUUCUCCAAAUGAAAGCGUUGAACAUUGAGAAGGUAAUCAAUUUCCCAUUUCCUACCCCACCGUCCACUGAUGCGCUGAUAGCUGCGGAGGAAUUGCUGGUAGCCCUUGGUGCCUUGAAGGCUCCUGCCACAUCUGGAAGGUUGGAAAAGCUGCAGGAAGCCAAGUUCAGCUGCCCCAUCAGCCCCUUGGGGGUCAUCAUGUCCUCCUUCCCUGUGGCUCCCCGUUACGCCAAGAUGCUUGCCUUGAGUGAACAGCACAACUGCCUGCCGUACACCAUCGCCUUGGUCUCGGCCUUGACGGUGAGGGAGUUCUUUGAAGAGUUCAACCGGCCUGCCAUGAGUGAAGAAGAGCAGGAGAACCUCAAAGGGAAGAGGGCCCGAGUGAUGCAGAUGCAACGGAUUUGGGCUGGGCAAGGACCCGCUCAGAAGCUGGGAGAUCUCAUGGUGAUGCUAGGGGCCGUGGGUGCCUGUGAAUACGCAGGAUGCACCCCUCAGUUCUGUAGCGCAAACGGCCUGCGCUACAAAGCCAUGGUGGAAAUCCGGCGCUUGCGUGGGCAGCUCACAACAGUGGUGAACACCGUCUGCCCUGAGGCCGAACUCUUCGUUGACCCCCAAAUGAAGCCCCCUGCAGAAGAGCAGGUCACUUUCUUGAGGCAGAUCGUCCUGGCAGGGCUGGGAGACCACGUGGCCCGAAGGAUCCAAGCUGAGGAACUCCUUGACGAGAAGUGGAAAAACGCCUACAAGUCGCCACUUCUGGACGAUCCAGUAUUCAUCCACCCCAAUUCCGUCCUGUUUAAGGCGCUCCCUGAGUUUGUGGUUUAUCAGGAAAUAGUUGAGACCACCAAGAUGUACAUGAAAGGGAUUUCAGCGGUUGAACCUGAGUGGAUCCCUCUUCUCCUGCCGCCCUACUGCCAUUUUGAAAAGCCGCUGGAUAAUCCUCCUCCGUUUUACUGUCCCGAAACGGGCCACAUCCGUUGCCACAGGCCAAGUGUCUUCUAUCGGGUCGGUUGGCAGCUUCCUGCAGUGGAGGUGGAUUAUCCGGAAGGCCUGGAUCGCUUCAAGCAUUUUGCCAAGUUCCUCCUGGAAGGGAAGGUUGUGAAAACUUUGGGAGCCUACAGCCGUUGCCUGCUGUCGAGUCCGGCCACGAUGCUAAAGACGUGGUCCAAGCUCCAGCCAAGGACAGAAUCCUUGCUUCAGGCACUUGUCUCUGAAAACGCCGACAACAGGGAAGCUUUGCGGCUUGCCUGGGAGAAGAAUCCAAAAUAUUUGUUGGCAGAAUAUUGCCAGUGGAUUCCAGAGGUUACCCACGAGGAAAUAGCUAAAAUGUGGCCUCCGGUGCUGUGACGCUGUUAAUGUUCAAGCCAGGAGCUCUGCAGCUUGUGUUCUCCCCGAAAACACCAUGGAAAAAAGCAAGAUCCGUAAUUGCACAAGGAAAGGGGAGAAGAAUUCAAGCUUUCUUCAUUUACUCCCAAGGAACAACCCGUGUGUGAUCCGUGACGUUGGCCUGCAAAGAAAUCAUACUGUGCAGAGGUGUUCCUUCUUGGUUGGGUUGAAUGCAAAAGCUGUCCAGUGGAAGAGAGAUUGCCUUUCCUUUCCUAUAAAAGAAAUAGAUCAGAGCGAUGUUUCCCAAUCUCAGCAACUUUGAGAUGUGUGGACUUCAACUCCCAGAAUGCCCCAGCCAGCAAAGUUGGAGAAACCCUGAAUUAGAGUCGCAAGGGACUCAAAUUCCAUUAAGCAGCAUUCAUUUUAAUCAUGGUUUUCUAGCUAAGCCACAAGGGUUGAGUUUUCACCCGGAAACCCAGGAACCGUGGCUUAGACGUCACAAUGGCUUGGUUCACACAAACACACUGAGCCACAAACGUACCGCAUUAAGGCUUCGCAGAGCCUACUCACCCUUCGUAUGUUCCAACCAUACAACUAACUGCAGUUAUUCCGGGGUUUGCAGAAAUGAAUGUCAAGAGAUGGCAUAUUAUAAUAUGCUACUGCUUGGGGGGGAAAAAAGAACUUCAUAGUUUUGAGUCUCUUCAUCUGUUUCUCUUCCUUUAAGGGCCCCCGUUGCUAAUCUUGGCAUUUUCUGAUCAUACCCACUGGGAGUCACGACCGUUUAUAAAUGUCAUGGGCUCAGUGUAUAUUGGCUCUCUUCGUUCUGUUAUUUAUUUUCCUUUGUUUAGACAUGCUCACCACUGAGAUGCUUUAAUCUGAGCGCCCAGGAGGGCACGAUGAGCAGAUUUUUCUUUCGAGACGCAGUUUCCUUCUGCUCCAGUUGCAAUUGUGAAAAUGCCCCCCCCUCAACAACCCUGUGUGCUUUGGAACUUGAUCAUCCAGUUGGAAAGGAUGAAGCAGGAUUGCGUUGGGUGGCCCAGUGCAUCAAUACCUUGUAAAAAAAGGAAUUUUCAAAUAUAAGAUGAGAGUUGUCUGGGGGAGGGGGGGAAGAAUCCCCUAAACUUUCCCACACAUCUUCUGGCCUUGAAGUACACCUAUAAUCAUUAUUUUUAAAAACAACCAAAGCAUUCCCUUGUUCGUAAAUUGGUGAUUGUCCUAAAUGAUGCCAUUUUCUAAAAUAAAUCAUUUUUCCUCCAAA